UCUCUCUUGUAAUAUUUCUAAGUGUGUGCUUUGCUUUGAAGUUGAAUAAAAAAAGGUUUUUGUAAGUUCUUUUCAAAUUUCAAAUUAUUGUUUUUAAUUCUAUUAUUUAUUUCUUCUUUUAGUGGCAUGUCUUUAGUGGUAUCUUUAGUGGAAUUUGUAGUGGUUUAUUUACUCUUUUAUAUUAUAUCUUUAGUGGAAGUUGUAGUGCUUUGUGUGUUUCCAUCCAUUAUUUGUAUUUUUGUGUAUCCAUAUAUAUAUAUAAUAUAGUUCAUAUAUAUAUAUAUAUAUAGACACAUAAGGGUCGUGAGCGAGAAAUACCUAUAUCGUACGCAUAUAGAGUGUAUAACUUCGUAUACAUUUUAAAAAAUCUCUAAUAUUCAAUUUUUGAACAAAUAAAGACCAAAAUGCUGAAAAGAUUAAAGUGUUCAUGUAUAACUAAAUAAAAAAAAGGUUAAAAAAUUAAUAAAAUGUGGAACAUCAAUCUAUCCACUGGUGGUGGGUCUAUGUUCUAUCCGGUCGAAGUUGUCAGAAUGACGAUGGAGAAGAGGACGAAGGAUCAAACAGAGAGGAGGCGCAGAUGAACCAAGGAUAAUAAGAAAAUUUUAAUUUAUUCAAUACAUAACAUUAGUAAAUUUUGUCAUUUGACUGUUAAAAAGGGAGUUAUGUGUAAUAACAUUUCAUUUCAUUUUUAGGAAAGAUCUGUCUAAUUUAUCCAAAAAUUUAUUAACCCCCAAAACCUAAUAAUUUUACUCUUUACCAUAUCAUUCCUAUAUAUUUUUAAAAAAAAAAAAAAAAAAUUGUUAAAUGGGAGGUGGGGGGCCAGAAGGGACGCGGUGAGAGAAUUUAAAUGGGCGCGUGGACGGGCCAUGGUGGUCUUUUGAUAAAUGGUUUUGGGAAAGGCACCCAGCCAUUUCUAACACGAAACAAUAUCAGUUUUGAACUUCCCAAAAAAAAAAAAAAAAAAAAAAAAAGAACAAUAUCAGUUUUGUCCUUUCAACAUUUUUAGAAAUGAAAAGACGUAAAUUAUUCUCUAUAUUCAACUUAUAGCUUUUUGGAAAUGCUCAAGCUUCCCUUGUUGGUGUUUGCAUCGUUUAAAUUAGGAAAAUGAUUGAGAGUUGACCCAUAUGACAAUUUAUACUAAUUUAUAUGAUUUUAGAUUGAUGUCAUCGUGAUGUUAUUAAUUAAUAUCGACAUUUAUCUAAAUAUAAAUAUAUAAAACUCUCGUACAUUAUACUUAAGCUUCUCUCCUACAUGUAUACUCACCUUAUAUUCUCUCAUGGACCAUGACCGCUUCCAAGUCUCAAUAGACUAUUUGGGUGUCGGUUUUGUACUCUAUUUUAUUAUCUUUUAGAGUAUAUAUAUCAGUUUCACAACAUACACACCAUUUAAGUUAGAAAUGCUGUUACCUAAAGGACUUAUCUUCCAAAUUCUUACUAAGGUCGAUAACUCAAUUCAGACUUAUUUAAUUAAAUGUGUUUGAUAACACAAUUUCAAAAUCACUGAAUACCACUUAAAAUGAAAUAAAAUUUUAAAUAACACGUGCACCACUUAUUAUCAAAUGCUAAACACUAAAAAUUCAAAACUAUAUUAAAAAAUAUUUAUUUUUAUGUAAUACUUUAAAAUUUAACAUUUAAAAUUCAAUUCUUAAUUAUUAUUAUAUUUUUUAAAGUUCUUAACAUUUUCAUUACUUAAUUUUAUCAAAUCACACCCAAUUCUCUCUCCAAAUUAGGAUAUUAAAUCAAUUAAAUAUUGCUAUUAUUUUUGCAGAUACAUUGGAUUUUCAUUUAUUCCAAUUUGCGGUUUUUUUUCAAUUCAUUUCACACCAUUAAUAUUGCUUCUUUCCAAAAUUAGAAGAUCCGUCUUCUUCUUCUUGUCCUCUCACAUAUUCUAAACGUUUAAAUACAUAUUUUGUAAACACAAUCCAAUAUAUAUAUAUAUAUCCCUCUCUCACUUCUUCAACAAAAAGAAGAAUCCAACCAGAGUCGAUCUCUGUGAUUGACAAAAUGACGAUGAAAUUGAGGGCUGUCAUUAACUUUCUUUUGCUAACGUGCGCUUCAUGGUGCGUUUACUCUGAUGAUGAUCGUCUUAUGGUGAACAUAACACUGGUUCAAAAUGCUUCGGCUCAAGGAGCUGUUUGUUUGGAUGGAAGUUUGCCUGCUUAUCAUCUUGACAGUGGAUUUGGCGAUGGAGCAAGCAAUUGGCUUCUAGAGUUUGAGGGUGGUGGGUGGUGUAAUGAUAUUAAGUCGUGUUUGGAGAGAGCCCAAACGCGUCGUGGAUCAUCAAAUUACAUGAACAGGACUGAAGUCUUCGCUGGAAUCCUCAGCAACAACGCUUCUCAAAACCCAGAUUUUUACAACUGGAAUCGUGUGAAGCUUAGAUAUUGUGAUGGAGCCUCUUUUGCUGGGGACGGCAAGUUCGACAAUGGGACAUCAUUGCUUUACUUCAGAGGGCAAAGGAUCUGGCAAGCAAUUAUUCAUGAUCUUCUUCCCAAAGGUCUGGGCAGUGCAGCAAAGGCUUUGCUUUCGGGGUGCUCUGCUGGUGGAUUGGCAUCUUUCUUGCACUGUGACAACUUCACCAGCUAUCUACCAAGCAAUGCUAGUGUAAAAUGUAUGAGUGAUGCUGGAUUUUUCUUGAACAUAAAAGACAUAAGUUUGAACGAAACCAUAAAAUCCAUCUACAAUGACGUCGUUUCUCUACAGGGGGUACAACAGAAUCUGAAUGGAAAUUGCACGAGUUCUCGUAGUGAUCCAAAACAAUGCUUCUUCCCACAGUAUGCAUUGCCUUACAUUAAAACGCCUUUCUUCGUCUUAAACGCGGCAUAUGAUGUGUGGCAAUUUCAUAAUAUAUUGGUGCCCUCUUCUGCUGAUCCGGGCCAAACCUGGAGCCACUGCAAGCAAAAUCUGACAGCAUGUAGUUCAGACCAAAUAAAUAUUUUACAAGGAACGAUAUGCUUGGAGCUUUGAGUGUAUUCUACAAUUCGUCGAACAGCGGAGGAAUGUAUAUAAAUUCUUGUUUUGUACAUUGCCAAAGUGAGCAACAGGACACUUGGUU
This is a messenger RNA of Cornus florida, 3051 nucleotides long. RefSeq names its product pectin acetylesterase 9-like. The transcript has 11 exons. Lineage: Eukaryota; Viridiplantae; Streptophyta; Magnoliopsida; Cornales; Cornaceae. The record is from RefSeq and is a predicted model, not a curated record. Gene Ontology annotation, molecular function: hydrolase activity. The coding region runs from base 2004 to 2963 and encodes 319 amino acids.